Molecule: messenger RNA, 708 nt
Organism: Phyllostomus discolor (pale spear-nosed bat)
Lineage: Eukaryota; Metazoa; Chordata; Mammalia; Chiroptera; Phyllostomidae
Gene: COXFA4L3
Product: chromosome 1 C15orf48 homolog
Exons: 5
Coding region: 123-374 (83 amino acids)
Source: RefSeq, a predicted model, not a curated record
UGUGGUCAGUAUAUAAGGAGCGGAGGCCGGGGCUUCUUUUGGUUUUGGUCGUUAGCAUCGUCCACGCGCGUCGCCCCGCCCCGCCCCGCCGCGCAGAUUUGGCAUUCUACACUGAGGUCGCCAUGAACAUUUUUCAAAUCCUGAUGAAAAAGAAGGAACUUAUUCCUUUGGUGGUGAUCAUGACGGUGGCCGCGAGUGGAGCAACGUCUUUUGCUGCGUAUUCCCUUAAGAAGUCCGAUGUGAUCAUUGAUCGAAAAAAUAAUCCAGAACCUUGGGAAACUGUGGAUCCUAAUAAACCUCAAAAGCUUAUAACAAUCAACCAACAAUGGAAGUCCGUUGAGGAGUUGCAGAAGGUCCGAAGGGCAACCAAGUGACCAGUCCUCGCCACUUUCUUCUGAGGAGUGCUCUAUGGAUCUAGUACUUCCUGCACAAACUGCCAGUAGAUGAGGGACACCAGUAUGUGGAAAUGCUUCUGCUACAUUUUUAGGGCUUGCCUACACUUUAGAGGUUGCCUACAUUUUUGGAUUCUGGAUAAAGAAUUAUAGAGGUAGUGCAGCAAUAACCACAUAAUCUAAAAAUAAGUUUAUUGUUGUACAUUUGAAUUUUGUCUAUUGAAAUUUUUAUGUUUAUGAUGCCUAAAUGUUUUCCUUAAAGUGUAUAAAGAUUUGUAAGUUAAAUUAUCUAUAAUAAAAUGCCAUUUGUGCAAGA